This is a messenger RNA of Lolium rigidum, 1717 nucleotides long. Its product is annotated as probable protein phosphatase 2C 43. NCBI's taxonomy places the organism in Eukaryota, Viridiplantae, Streptophyta, Magnoliopsida, Poales, Poaceae. The transcript has 5 exons. The record is from RefSeq and is a predicted model, not a curated record. Gene Ontology annotation, biological process: protein dephosphorylation. Bases 359 to 1531 code for a protein of 390 amino acids. Gene Ontology annotation, molecular function: protein serine/threonine phosphatase activity; cation binding.
ACUCCGCUCCACUACUAACCCACCUCUACACGACCACGAGACCUCCUAGCUCGUUCUCUCCUCCAACCUCGCGACAUCGCGAUCCACCUCUCAACACCACCAAUACGUCUAAAGUCUUCACGCGCCAAACCCCUUCGUAGACACCACCUCUAAAGAACACCACAAGUCUGAACGUCUUCGGGGAAUUUGGCUGUCGUCGUGGUGCAGUUUGCGCCCGUAGAGGUGCGAGAAGAGGUGGAAUAGCGCGCCGGGCUUCUGAUUUGUGAUGGGGCAGUAGGCAACGGAAAUCAUAACUUCGCGCGGUUCCUGCCGAGGUGUUCGGAGCUCUCGUCGUUGUGCCACCGCAGGGAAAUGUGGGAUGUGGCCGUGGUUGGAGAAGAUUGCGUCCGCGUGCUGGGACCGGGUCCGGAGGUACUCGCUUACGAGGAGGGAUGAGGACGGCGGCAGUGGCAGCGGCAGCGGCGCCGACGCCGACGACCUGCUGCUCUGGUCGCGGGACCUCGAUCGGCACGCGGCCGGCGACUUCUCCUUCGCCGUCGUGCAGGCCAACGAGGUGCUGGAGGACCACAGCCAGGUCGAGACCGGUGCCGCAUCCACCUUCGUCGGCGUCUACGACGGACACGGCGGCGCCGAGGCGUCCCGCUUCAUAUCUAACCACCUCUCCGCACACCUCGUCCGUCUCGCCCAAGAAAGUGGAACAGUGUCUGAGGAUGUUGUCCGAAAUGCCUUUUCUGCCACGGAGCAAGGUUUCUUGUCGCUUGUGCGUAGGACACACUUGAUAAAGCCUUCUAUCGCCGCUAUCGGAUCAUGUUGUCUAGUUGGUGUCAUCUGGAGAAAAACACUGUACCUGGCCAAUCUUGGCGAUUCUCGGGCAGUUGUUGGCUGUUUAAAUGGAUCAAACAAGAUUGUUGCUGAGCAGCUGACGAGAGACCACAACGCAAGCAUCGAGGAAGUGAGGCAGGAACUCAGAUCUCUUCAUCCGGAUGAUUCACAAAUUGUUGUUAUGAAGAAUGGUGUUUGGCGCAUCAAAGGCAUUAUACAGGUUUCAAGGUCAAUAGGUGAUGCAUAUUUAAAGAAGCAAGAAUUUGCUGUCGAUCCGUCCAUAACUCGAUUCCACCUCUCCGAGCCUCUCCGCCGGCCCGUUCUAACGUCGGAGCCAUCUAUAUGCACGAGACCCAUUCGUCCACAAGAUAGUUUUGUUAUCUUUGCAUCGGAUGGAUUGUGGGAGCACCUUACAAACCAGCGGGCUGUUGAAAUUGUGCACAACAAUCCACGAGAAGGUAUUGCAAGGAGGCUAGUAAGAGCAGCUCUGAAAGAAGCUGCACGGAAGAGAGAAAUGAGGUACAAUGAUAUUACAAGACUGGAGAAAGGUGUUCGUCGAUUCUUCCAUGACGACAUCACGGUUGUUGUUGUUUUUAUUGAUCAUGGGCUACUGCAAGAGGGGAAUGCUUCUGCUCCUGAACUUUCAGUUCGUGGGUUUGUUGAGUCAGGAGCCCCCUCCACCUUUUCAGGGUUAAAUAGCAUUUCUUGAUACAUUAACCUGACCUUAAUUUGUCGUUCCAAUGUAAUCUUAUGUUUACACUUUGCAGUCUUGUUUUGGUUCUGUUCUUGCAUAGUACAGUACUUUAAUGUGCAGUAUUAUUAAAUUCAUGCCACCACGGAAUUGCCAUACAAUUCUUAGCAAUAGUCUGCUACCAUGCUUGUCUACUCUCCUAAA